Molecule: messenger RNA, 1365 nt
Organism: Brassica napus (rape)
Lineage: Eukaryota; Viridiplantae; Streptophyta; Magnoliopsida; Brassicales; Brassicaceae
Exons: 1
Coding region: 1-1365 (454 amino acids)
Source: RefSeq, a predicted model, not a curated record
AUGGCUGACAUGCUACACAAAGCAAUUCAAUCGAUGUCAUUGGAAGAGGAGGAACCGCUCACACUUCCAGACAGUCCACGAUUCAGAGUUUACGACAAGAAUGAAACCAGUUUGCUUGGUCGGUUGCUAAAUCCAGAUUGCCAAUCUAUGGCGCGGAUGAUAGAGUACAUGCCAACGGCGUGGAGAGUGUACGGCAGGGUUCGUGGGAUUGCGUUAUCACGUGACCGUUUUCAGUUUGUGUUCCAGCGAGAAGAGGAUCUCCAAACGGUGCUGGAUGAUAGACCUUGGUCAUACAAUCAUUGGGCCAUGGUCAUUGAUCGCUGGACUGCUAAUCCUCCUGAGGACUUUCUCCAAUCCAUGGAGUUAUGGAUUCGUAUUCGUCACAUUCCGGUGAACCUUUUCACUACAGAUACGAUGUAUGCACUAGCCAAGGAGAUUGGAAAGGUUGAGGUGAUUGCAUACGAUCCUAAGGUGUCGCACACGAAAGACUAUAUCCGUGCAAAAGUCCUUUUUAAUGUUGACAACCCAGCGAAGGCGUCGCGCAAACUUAAUGUGUCCAAGGAGGAGACAGUAACUAUUGAGUUUGAAUAUGAGAAGAUUCAUAAACGUUGUUUCCAUUGUCUGCGCCUUACACAUGAAAAGAUUAGGUGUCCUUUACUGAGAAAGGGUACUUCUAUGAACAAGAGUGUAACACAAGUUCCUCGAUCUUUGAAUGUGGGACCUGUGAUAAGAGACACACUUGAGGGGCCUCCGGGUUUUUCUGUUCUAUUCCCAGAACUGUCCAAAGAAGAUAGGAAAAUGGCGUUGCUGUAUAUUUCUCACUCUGAUGAGACAGAAAGAAGAGCGAGGAUCUUACGUGUCCAGCAAGGCAUUGAUGAGAAUAAGGCUGAAUCUUCGAUCCGUUUGACUAAGAUUACGAAGGAACUUGAUAAAGGGAAGGGACAUGUAUUCUCAUAUCAAGAGUUUGCGGAUGAUAGUUUACACAACUCUGACCCUCUGCGACGUUCUAAGAUUAGGCUAUCUAUCGGUGAUAAGGAUGAGGGAGACUCAGAGUCUUCUGCUCCAAAGUUCUCGGCAUGCUCUGAACCCAUUGUUCCUACGGGUUUUCGGCUUGGCCCUUCUUCGGAAGGGCGAGUCUCCGGGACCCAGGGGAUGAGCAAAGCAUCGAGGAGGCGUCCUUCUUCCUGGAAACGGAAAGUUGUCACCAAAGCCAAUGCCCCUUUAACUUCUACAGCUCCGGUGGUCUCACUCAAAGCUGGCAGUUCCAAAAGAAAACCAUCUCCUCUUGUUCCAUCAGACAACAAAGCAUCCAAGGUCUCAGACUCUACGGUGGCUUCCGUAUUGAAGCCGCUGCAGCCCCAAUGA